AGUUCAAGGUCAAAACCAUGGGCCAGGUCACCAACAGCCCCAGCCUCAUGGUCAUGUUCAAGCCCAGUCUCAAGGUCAGCAGCAACAGUUUCAAAGACUAAAGGUUGAAGAUGCCUUGUCAUAUUUAGACCAAGUCAAACUUCAGUUUGGUAACCAACCACAAGUGUACAACCACUUCCUGGAUAUCAUGAAGGAAUUUAAAUCACAAAGCAUUGACACCCCUGGUGUUAUCAGUCGAGUAUCAACAUUAUUCAAGGGUCAUCCAGAGCUGAUCGUAGGCUUCAAUACAUUUUUACCCCCUGGGUACAAAAUAGAGGUCCACGCCCAUGAUCCUGGAAGUGUGUCGGUCACAGCUCCAACAGGACAACACACGCAAAUAUGCACUGGGGGAGUUGCUUUAGAUGUGGUUUAUAAACAGGUUGCAAAGCUGUUCCAAAACCAAGAAGACUUGCUAAAGGAAUUCAGCCAAUUCCUCCCUGAUGCUAAUGGCACAACACCAUCCAGUCAGUCAGUACGAACACAGGGAUUAAUUGCAGCGUCUGGUCGCAUACAGAGCCAUCUUGGUGGMCAAGGAAGACAUGAGUAUGCACCUCCACUCAAAAAGCAAGCAGUUGGAAUGAACUCAACUAAAAGAAUGUCUCAAAUACGAAGAAACUCCAACACUUCAGGGACAGCCCCACACCCUGUUUCUAAGAAGAAAUCUCGUAGUGUCUCUAAAGAAGUUUCUCUGGCAGAAGCUCAAAAGCUUGGAACGUUUACUGAAUUUGCAUUUUUUGAUAAAUUCCCUGAACUUUUCACAUGGUUUAAGGAAUUUCUUGGCUACAAAGACUCAUCRCCAAUGGAGUCCAUGACAGGAUACAAAGAAAGAACAUCCGGAGAGCUUGCACACUUAGAGAUCGACUAUUCAUCAUGUAAACGCUACGGGACCAGUUACAGAGCAUUACCCAAGAGUUAUACUCAACCCAAAUGCACAGGAAGAACAGACUUGUGCCGUGAGGUACUCAAUGAUACGUGGGUGUCAUUCCCUUCCUGGUCAGAGGACACACCUUUUCCAGGAACUAGAAAAACUCAAUAUGAGGAAUAUAUUUAUAGAUGUGAAGAUGAGAGAUUUGAGCUUGAUGUUGUGCUAGAAUCAAAUGCAUCUACUAUAAGAGCCCUAGAAGCUGUACAGAAAAAGUUAUUAAGAAUGACACCAGAGGAGCAACAUAAAUUUAGAAUGGACAGUUGUCUUGGUGGUACAUCAGAGGUGGUCCAUAAAAAAGCAAUACAAAGGAUUUAUGGAGACAAAGCGCCUGAUAUCAUUGACGGAAUGAAGAAAACACCAGCUGUAGCAGUACCUCUUGUCCUUAAAAGGUUAAAAGCCAAGGAAGACGAGUGGCGAGAGUCUCAACGGCAUUUCAACAAGAUCUGGAGAGAACAAAAUGAGAAGUACUACCUUAAAUCCCUGGACCAUCAGGGAAUCACAUUCAAGCAAAAUGAUCUCAAGGCCAUGAGAUCCAAGAGUGUUGUCAAUGAGAUUGAGACUAUAUUUGAUGAGAAACAAGAGCAGGCAGCAGAAGGCAAUGGAGAUGCAGCUGGACCUCAUAUGAUGUUUACUUAUCAGGAUGAUGCAUACAAUCUGUUCUUCAUCAAUAAUAAUUGGUAUGUCUUCCUACGAUUGCAUCAGAUGCUAUGUGAACGUCUGCAGAAGAUGUACCUACAGUCUGUUGCCAUAGCAGAAGGUGAAGCAUCAGACAAGCAGCAAAGAAAAGAAGCUACAGCAAUAGCUUUGCGUUUAAAGGCACCAAGCGAAAUUGACUUGGAAGAGUACUAYCCUGCCUUCCUGGACAUGGUCAAGAAUGUACUUGAUGGUAACAUGGAUUCUGCAACAUUUGAGGACACCUGUAGGGAGAUGUUUGGUGUUUAUGCCUACAUAGCCUUUACCAUGGAUAAACUUGUACAGAACAUUGUCAGACAGCUUCACACCAUUGUCACAGACGARACAGGUAUCCAAAUAACAGAGCUUUACCAGCAAGAACAGCCUAAUGGCGCCACUGGUGGCAGCUCAGCUACACAACACUUGAGAGCAKCAGCAGAGAGUGCGUAUCAAAGCAAAGCUGAAUCACUGUUAACAGAUGAAAACUGCUACAAGGCUGUCAUUCACAAGGACCAGAAUAUUUGCAAAGUCAGUCUUGAGCUGUUGGAUACCGGUGAUACYAAUUCAGAGGACCCUCUAGAAGUUGAGAAAUGGAAUGAUUAUGUUCAAAAAUAYGUUGGAAGUGAAGAAGUCUCCCAAGAAGUAAAAGAACACCUGCAGAAAAAACCUUUAUUUUUACCCAGAACUAUACAACAAAGGCGGAAUAAGCCUCUUCGUAGUGCUCAAGAAUCAACCAAUGACAAUGGUUCCUCAACUGAUGAAGCUGAGAGUGAAGUCAACAAAAGUGACAAAGAAGACGAAGAUGGRGAAGAAAUAGAAGACAUGGAAGUGGAGAACUCCAUGCAGUGUACAUUGAGUUUGAAUUCGUACAAAAUGAGAUUYGUUGCUGGAAGCUGGGAAUCUAUGUAUCGCCGUGGAGCACUGACAAAAGCUAAACAGUGCCAUCCUGGCGUGGUGCGUAGAUUGCACACCAAAUUCCAGAAGUGGUUGAAUGAGUGGGUGGAAGCCAACGUCACCAGUGAAAUGGACACCUCCUGCAAUAACUGGUUACUGGGCAAAGGAGAGGGUUUCAAACCUUGUACUACCACCAAACAGAGGGUUCCCAAUACUCUAGUACAGUGCUUUAAGUUUGUUGUGAAGUGGGACACCCCACCCCCAUCUUAACCCAGCUUAAUGUACCUACCUUCUUGUAUAUUUGUAUAACGACGAUUUGGGAUGCAUAUUUUCUGAGGGAGGGUCCCCCCCUAAGAGUGACGACACUGGUGUAGAAAUUAAGUCAAAUAAUUAUUAUUAUUAUUAUAGAUAACUGUAUAAACUACUCUUCAUUGAUCUAUGCGUUUUGACAGUUUUGGAUGUGAGAUGCUUUAGGAAGUGUAUUGGAAACUCACCGAGAAAUAAUGAUGGUGAUGAUGAUGAUAGGCCUGGAAUAUGAAUCGAUUCAAGAUCGUCUUAACGUUCUAGUUAGACCAAAAUGUCUUCAGUCAACAAAUCACAAAAUGAAUGACAAAUCUACCUAAUAAUUCAGUUUCGAAUUCUCCGAUGCUCUGUUAGUCUCAUUUGUGCGCACAAUAUUCUUAAUUGUGAAAAGUGUAUUGCCUUUCUUUUCAAAUUCCAUGCGUUUUCUCGGUCUUUCAAUAAAACAAAAGAAUAUGUUACUUGGUUUUGAGGGUAACACAGAGCAAACCAGAACUCGAAAUUGGAGUAUUGAACAUAUAUACUCGUGAACAACACUGUUACAUUAAGACCUAGCCUAUGUCAUUGUGUCUACAAGCGUAUGGUAUAGUGAUGAAAGAUUUGUAAUGACAGGCGAUCGUGAGAAUUAUCUAUAGCCUCURCUUAACUGUUUACUGAAAGCAGGAGAAAAAGCUUGUGCACAACGCUCUAAUCUAACACUUUAACGUUCCGUCGUUAAAUCCGUGAAACAAAAUCUUGACUGUUCACGUACGAUAGUCAAAUAGAUACAAAAGAAAACAAUACAAUUAGAGCAUGCUAAGGUGUAUUAGUGUAAUAACUAUUUCACGGUUUUUUUUUACUUCACUAUGCUAGUAUGAAUGAAGCUUUGAUUUACUCAAUCAUACUUUAGGCCGGGUUGUUUUACUUCMUUCUAAAACAGCAGUGACAACGUCUCUAGAUUUAUGUGUUUCUAAUUCAUGGUUCAAACUKUUUCUAUGACAACAUAAAGUCAACUCUCGACUUACGGACACCMCGCUACAACGGACACCUCGAUAUUGCGGACAGUAAAUUACUGAAUCCCAGGCGAAAAAUACCAAGAAAUGACUGAAAGUAACUCUCGUUACUACGGACCCUCACUACUGCGGUCACUAAGUUACGGUCUCGAGGGUGUCCGUAAUAGCGAGAGUUGACUGUAUAACUUAAUACUGUAAGGAGUUGGCACUUGUUUCACAGAUUCCUCUAUUCUAUGCACAAACAUACCUGUCUUCCAAAAAAAAGUCCAAGAGAACGGUGAUCAGUACUCGGUCGUGAAUUCCCGUUAUAUUCUUAGUUUUCUGGAUAUGAAAAAGACAAAAUCUAUGAAGUCGAGAAGUCGAGACGUGACGCUUUUUUCACAAGUUUUUUCGAUGUUUUUUAAUACGACUGGAAUGUAUUGUCUGAAAAAUGCACCAACUCUCCUCGUAACUCUAUCACUUGACUCUUGACCAAUAGAUAUACGAAUUAUAUCCAAUACAACUUUUUCGRUAAACAUUGUUAUUGAAAAAGUUUAGCUUUGGACCGCAAGAUAUCAUGGGAAAGUUGAUUACCAUUUGAUGCARCAUAUAUCCAUGAUACCUUGCGGUGCAAAAUUAGUCUUUAUAAUUUUGAAACUUGAAUCUUUAGUGGAAGUCGUUGUGAAACUACUGUUCCAUACUCGUAUCCAUAAUGUACAAAACAAAUUUCUUGAUUCUGAUUGACUGAAAAAUGUGCUUUUUUGUAAUAUAAGCUAGAAUAAUGUUUAAUAUCAUAUCGAAAGUCUACUUUCAGAAUGAGCAACGAAGGAGUUAUGGUAAGCUGGCAUUCCUUGCGAGCUUUUCUUUGUACUUGGAAAUAAAUAUACAUCGAAAUUUACUAAGAAAGCAUAAAAAAACGUUUUUCUAG
Exaiptasia diaphana is the source of this 4729-nucleotide messenger RNA. RefSeq names its product paired amphipathic helix protein Sin3a. The record is from RefSeq and is a predicted model, not a curated record. Gene Ontology annotation, molecular function: transcription corepressor activity. NCBI's taxonomy places the organism in Eukaryota, Metazoa, Cnidaria, Anthozoa, Actiniaria, Aiptasiidae. Gene Ontology annotation, biological process: negative regulation of transcription by RNA polymerase II. Gene Ontology annotation, cellular component: chromatin.